AGUUAUCUCCCAUCUUGAAAGGAAAACAGUAACUUCUUCAGAUUUCAGAUUUAAUAAUAGUAUAAACUGGGUACUCACCGUAGAUAUACAUGUACUUCUUGCAGAUUUAAGUGAUGGCACAUAAUGCACAACCAAGUGAAAACUGUAUACAAGAGAUAGCCAGGGUAUCAUUGGAUGAUACAUAUGAUCAAAAGAGUGCUGCACAUAAACAAAUGUUACAAAAACUUAUCCAAACUGAUGCUUUUUUCAAACAUCAGCAAAUAGGAGAACCUGAUCUGUGUGAAGUAGAAAAAUAUAAAAUUGCAGAUGAAAUUCUUGCCAAAAGUAAUACAAAAUUUCUUGAAAGAUAUUGGAAAUAUCUUGGGAUAGAAGAUGUGGUAUGUUUUGAAAACUGCUCAAGUGAAUAUGAAAUUGACUUUUACUUGAAACAAAUAAAAAAAUCUAAAACUACCAACUUUGAUAAAAAUAGAACUAAAAAUAGAAGAUUGAAGGCAAUGCAGCAAUUGAUAUCUGAAGGAGAUUAUUUUAGUGAAGAGGAAAUGAAAUAUCGAGACCCAUUCCUUUAUGAACAGCUGGUUGGACAAUAUUUGGAUGACGAUGAAAUCAAUGAUAAGGUUGACAAAACUGAUUUAAGAUUUUCUACAGUUCUGUUUAAACAUAUCGACAUACUACAUGAGCAUGAAGCCUAUAAGGACCAAAAGGAUACUGAGGAUGGUCAAAUGGAGGAAGGAGAAAGUAGUGAAGAUGAAGAAUCUGAAAUGGAAGAUGAAAUUGAAGACCAAAAAAAGUUGAUACCUGAUGAACAGAAAGCUCAAUUUAGACAAGAAUUUCUAACGAUAAUGCAGGAGAGAUUUAUGGCUGGUCAGGAUGAACAUUUUGAUUAUAGUGAAGUUGAUGAUAAUACAGAAUAUGAUGAUCUGGAUAUUCUCCAAAAAGAUGAAGAGGAAAAAUAUUUUGAUGCAGAUGCUGGUGAUGACAAUCAUGAUGAAUGUAUAGAUAUAGAUGUGGAGAAGGAUAAUAUGGAUUGCAGCAUUCAUAAUGAACAGUGUGUCAAAGACUCAGGAAAACUUCAACACUACAACAAAACUAUCAAUCAUGUCAACAGUGUUUCUUUAACUUUAGGUGACAAGUCUGAUAUUGAUAGAAUCAAAGAUCAAAGUUGUGAAAAAAGUUGAUAAAAAUAUGUAAAACAUGA
Mytilus trossulus (common blue mussel) is the source of this 1195-nucleotide messenger RNA. Its product is annotated as coiled-coil domain-containing protein 97-like. Lineage: Eukaryota; Metazoa; Mollusca; Bivalvia; Mytilida; Mytilidae. The coding region runs from base 114 to 1175 and encodes 353 amino acids. The record is from RefSeq and is a predicted model, not a curated record. The transcript is spliced from 5 exons.